CUUCAAAUUUACACCAUUUAUCUCUCUCAAAAAAAAAAAAACAAAAAAACAAAAAGAAAGCCCUCUUUGUUUCUACUCAAUAACAAAACAAAAUCACUCGUUGUUCUAGGGUUUCAUCACAAGAUCCAUUUUUAUCUUAUUUGUUUCACAAAUUCUAGGGUUUCGAAGGAAUUGAUAAACGCUAUUUCUAGGGUUUCGGUUUGUGUAUUUUUUUUCUCUCUCUAGGGUUUGAUUGAUGUUAUAAAUCUGUAGAUUUUUUAGUAGAAGAUCUUGGAAAACGAUGUCGCAGCAUUCAGAUAAGGAGCUUGAAGAACAGAUAUCGGAAGCUGGGAAUAAGCUUCUUCAACCUCCUUCUUCACUUGAUGAACUCCUCCCUUUGCUUGACCAAGUAGAGUCUUCCCUGUCAAAAGUGGAGCAAUCACCGGCGAAAUCAAUGCAUGAUGCACUUUCUCCGUUGAUGAAGGCAUUGGUUGCAAAUGACCUCUUGAGGCAUUCUGAUCUUGAUGUGAAGGUCGCAGUUGCUUCUUGUAUAAGUGAGAUAACUAGAAUUACUGCACCAGACGCUCCUUAUGAUGAUGACAAAAUGAAGGAUAUCUUUCAAUUAAUUGUAUCAUCCUUUGAGAAUAUAAAUGACCAGUCCAGCAGAUCAUUUAAUAAGAGGGUGUUGAUCCUUGAGACAGUGGCCAAGGUCAGGUCAUGUGUUGUCAUGCUGGAUCUAGAAUGUGAUAGACUCAUUACUGAGAUGUUUCAGCACUUUCUAAAAGCUAUAAGAGAGGAUCACUCUGAGAAUAUUUUCUCAUCCAUGGCAACAAUAAUGACUCUUGUGCUGGAAGAAAGUGAAGAAAUAUCCUUGGAAUUGCUCACCCCUCUAUUGGCUAGUGUUAAGAAGGACAAUGAGGAGGUUGCGCCAAUUGCUAAAAGGUUGGGAGAGACGGUUUUUGCAAACUGUGCAGCGAAGCUUAGGCCUUACUUGCCGCAAGCAGUAGAAUCAUUGCAAAUCUCUUUAAAUGAGUACAAUAAAAUUGUUACUUCAGUGUUGGAAGGGACUCUUCCAACUGUUGAUGGUAUCAAUGAUAGUGCUCCUAAGGACCAAUUGGUCACCGAGAGCAAGUUGGCUGAACUUCUAGAAGCUGGUCAGGCAACUCAGGUUGGUGGGGGCAAAGUCGCUACAGCAUCUUCAGAUGAAGCAGGCCAGAUGGCUGAGAGCGCAAGGGAGGAGGCAUGUUCGGAAGAUAUUGACCCUGCUGUUAAUAGAUCUCCCAAAUCAAUCACAAGUAAUGGUGUUGGUCUGGAGAAUGUGGGAUCGGCUGCUGAAACACAAUCGUUGAUGAAGGCUGGAGAUAAUGAUGGGGCGGAUCUGCAUGGUGCUUCAAAGAUACCAUCCAAAUCUGAAUCUGAUGAUUCAAGGGUUGAAAAAUCUACGAAGUCAGAGCCCAAGUCAGAACAAACUGCUAACAAAAAAGGAAGGAAGACAAACUCUUCAAUAAACUCUGCAGAAUCUUCUCACCAAGCUCCUGACGACAGUGAAAAAGAAGCUGAGAAGCUUCAAGAUCAUCAGAAUGAUGGAGACAAAGAUGAUCAAAGUUCGGCUUCUGAAGAUCCAGCGGUUGAGCAGUCUAACUCUUUGGAGAAGGAACCAGAAACUACUCUUCAACACUCUGCACCCAAAGAAUCUGAGGUGGAAGCUGUGAAUGUUGCAACUUCAUCCCCAGGUCCUGAUGAGAGUGCACCAAAGAAGGUUGGUCGGGCAAAGGAGGACAGCUUAAAUCAAGAAGAGUGUGUGUCUAAGGAGGAGGAAUCUGAAGCUACAAGUGACUUGGAAGUUAAGCAGGAGAGACGACCUUUGAAGAAAACUCCUUUAGAGCCUUGUCGCAAGGAGAAAGGUGGAUCAACCGGUGAUGCAGAGACUAAAAAGCAGAAGCAAUCGGGGAAGAAGAUUGAUACCAAGAAUAAGAGUCGUGUUGGUCCAUCUGCGAGAAAUAAAGAAGAUGGCAAAAAGCGUGGACAUGGAAAAGCUAGUGUGGAGAUAGUGCCUUCACAAGAGUCUCCUGAUCACUCUGCUAAACAUGAUGAUGAUGUUAAUGAAGAGGAAAUUCCCAGGGCGACUGCUAAAAGAAAACGUUCUUCUUCAGGCAAGGGCAGGGAGAGAGUGCCUCCACCAGUGUCUCCUGAUAACUCUGCUAAACAUGAAAGUGAUGAGGAGGAAACACCCAUGGCAAGUGCAAAGAGAAAGCGUUCUUCUUCAGGCAAGGGCAGGGAGAGUGUGCCUACACCAGUGUCUCCCGAUAACUCUGCUAAACAUGAAAGUGAUGAGGAGGAAACACCCCUGACAAGUGCAAAGAGAAAGCGUUCUUCAGUCAAGGGCAGGGAGAGAGUGCCUAAACCAGAGUCUCCCGAUAACUCUGCUAAACAUGAAAGUGAUGAGGAGGAAACACCCAUGACAAGUGCAAAGAGUAAGCGUUCUUCAGGCAAGGACAAGGUAACAGAGACUACGCGAUAUGAUGAGAACCUGGUUGGUAAAAAAAUCAAAGUUUUGUGGCCAUUGGAUGAUGCAUAUUAUGAAGGCAUUGUUAGCAAGUUUGAUUCCGCCAAGAAGAAGUUCACAGUUAACUACAUUGAUGGAGAGGUGGAAGUAUUAAAUCUCGAGAAGGAACGGUGGGAACUUGUUGGAGAUGAUAAUAUGUCAGAAGAGGAGCAAGUAGCAGGUGUUGAUGCAGCUUCUGACAGGCAUAAGAAGAAAAAACCUAGAAAUGCUGAACCAUCAGCGAAGCACAAAAAAAUGGAGGCUUCGUCCAAAAGCAAGUCAAAAGAGACAACAAAAAAAUCUGGACAGAAAUCCAAGGGUAAGCUCAACAUGAAAGAUGGCAGCUCAAAAUCUGGCGGGAGAACUGACGACACACCCGGCAGUAAGUCUGGGGUCCAUCCUAAAAGGAGCACUGGUAAAUCUGUUGAUACUGAAAAGCCAUCUGCCAGGUCUAAAGAUGUUAGUAGUGGUACUCCCAAAUCCAAGUCCAGGCAAGAUACCCCAUCAACGACUGCCAGCAAGUCCAAGCAGGAAACUGUUAAAGCUGUCAUGAAGUCCAAAAGUAAUACUUCUCAAAGUGGCGGUAAGGCCAGUGCCAAUGGCAAGGAGAAGCUAAAAUCUAGUUCGUCAAAGGUUAAAGAAAGUGGGCACCCGAAGGAAAAAGCUAUUAACUCAGCAAAAACCCCUGAUAGCAGCAAAGAGAAAUUCUCUAGUGCAUCGAAGGAAGGAGAAAAUGAGUCCAAGAGCGGAAAGAAGCGAGCUAGAGGAAAAAAUUGAUUAUUUGUUGCACAUCUUGUGAUAGUGGAGCUUCGCUUUUAGUGCCUACGGCACAUUCUUGGACCCGUUGCGGCUCAUGGUGUCUAUUAUGCCUUGUAUGCUAUUUGCUAUCUGGCACAAUGAAGAGGCGCAGCUUGCAACUGUCUUAGGUUCUUAGUUAUGGUUGUACUAGGUCGCUGGGUAGUUUUGUCAGUUUAAAGCAUAUUGGUAGAUGUAAUUGGUUAGAUUUAUCAUUUUGGUUUCUAGUUGGGUUCACUUUCUAUUACUUUUAUAACUCUGUAGCAUAGGAAGAAGAUGUCCUGUCGAUGAGGAGUUUAUGGAUGUGUAAGUUAGAUCAUUAAUUACUAGUUUUUGUCCUUGUAGCUGGCAAAUCAGGCUCUACCUAUAUGUUUGGAAGUCAAAUUCAUGCCUUAUCAGAUGGUACUCGGUUUGCUUGCUGGA
Molecule: messenger RNA, 3742 nt
Organism: Lycium ferocissimum
Lineage: Eukaryota; Viridiplantae; Streptophyta; Magnoliopsida; Solanales; Solanaceae
Product: sister chromatid cohesion protein PDS5 homolog C-like
Exons: 18
Coding region: 281-3301 (1006 amino acids)
Biological process (GO): mitotic sister chromatid cohesion; DNA repair
Cellular component (GO): chromatin; nucleus
Source: RefSeq, a predicted model, not a curated record